AUGUUACUCAUGGUUCGUGUGCCACAUAAUAUACAUGUUGUUAAUAAUGAAUCAAUUGUUAAUGUUGAGAGUUGGAAAGCUAAGCACAGUGGCUUAUUUGUGCUUAAUAUUGGUUUACCUAUAGGAGUCGCCUGUCUUCCUGUUUCAUAUUCAUCACAUUGGGCAGUCUAUUUCACAUCGAAAACUUAUGGAACUCCACCGUCUACACAUGUACCUGUUACUAACAACGUUGCUCGAACGACAUCAUCAAAUCAAGACAUUAUUCCUACUGGUCAAAUAUUUCAGCAAGUUCAAAAUAUGGUAGCAAAUAAAAAAAAUGAACGGCAAACUCGAAAGUUACUAACAUUUGAUGAUGAUGAUAAUGACGACAAUGAAAGUGAUGGUAAUGAAUCAUGUGAAGAAAUAGUUGGUUUAGAUGGCUCAUCAUCAUAUUUAUCAACAAAAAUUAAUAAAAAAACGUUCGACCAUCCAAACGAUCUUUAUCAAACUCAUUAA
This is a messenger RNA of Rotaria sp. Silwood2, 495 nucleotides long. Lineage: Eukaryota; Metazoa; Rotifera; Eurotatoria; Philodinida; Philodinidae. The record is from the annotation of a GenBank genome assembly.